AUGUCCACAGCAAAGAACGUCGUCGCGGUCAUGACCGGCCCAAAGUCUCCGCUGACCAUCGAGGAGCGUCCCAUCCCGACGCCUGGGCCCAAAGAAGUCCUCAUCCGCAACAAGGUCAUCGCCGUGAACCCGAUCGACACAAAGCGCUGGGCCUACGGUUUCCUGAUUCAGUCAUACCCGACCAUUCUUGGUCAAGACGUUAGCGGAGUGGUUGUCGCCGUCGGUCCAGGUGUGACGGGCUUGCAGCCCGGCGAUCGCGUCAUUGCCAUCGCCGACGGCAUCCACACUGGCGAAAUUACCCAUACUGCGUUCCAGAACUAUACAGUUGCCCGCGCAAACUGCACUGCCAAGAUUCCUGGUAGCAUCAGCUUCCUGUCAGCCGCUACAAUCAUCACGGGCGUCACCACCACUGCCAUGGCCCUCUACGACGUCCUUGGCGUUCCGGUCCCGGACCUAACCGUUAAGCCAGAUCAGGUCACCAAAACCGGUGAAGGCAUUCUCAUCUGGGGUGGUGCCUCGAUGGUGGGGUCCAUGGUUAUUCAACUUGCCCGCCAGGCCGGCAUGACUGUGUUUGUGACCGCCAGCGCGAAACACCACGACUGGCUGCGCUCGCUUGGUGCCGACGUGUUGGUGGACUAUAAUGCCCCCACGGUGGUCAGCGACAUCAUUGCUGCAGCAGAAACAGCACGUAUCUCCAUCGCACUGGCGGUGGACGUGAUAUCCUACCCGGACACUCUCCGGCCGUCGAUGGAGAUCUUGCUCAAGGCGGGAGGAGGAAAGCCGUUGAAGCUGGCGCAUACGACGCCGUGGGACAAUGAGGUGCUUGUCCCUGAAGGUGUGAAGACGACGUGGAUAUCAGGCGGUGAUGUGUGGGGACGCCGAGAGGACCUAGCGGCGUGGCUGUAUGGGGAGGCAAUCCCGGCGUGGCUGGCCAACGGGACGGUGGUACCCAGCGCCUACCAGGUUAUUGACGGGGGCUUGGAGGGGUUGCAACUCGCGAUGGAGGUUCUCUUGGGCGGUAAGGAGCUUAGGACCUCUUAA
This is a messenger RNA of Canariomyces notabilis, 1041 nucleotides long. RefSeq names its product GroES-like protein. The transcript is spliced from 2 exons. The record is from RefSeq and is a predicted model, not a curated record. Bases 1 to 1041 code for a protein of 346 amino acids. NCBI's taxonomy places the organism in Eukaryota, Fungi, Ascomycota, Sordariomycetes, Sordariales, Chaetomiaceae. Gene Ontology annotation, molecular function: oxidoreductase activity, acting on NAD(P)H.